Molecule: messenger RNA, 1587 nt
Organism: Sclerotinia borealis F-4128
Lineage: Eukaryota; Fungi; Ascomycota; Leotiomycetes; Helotiales; Sclerotiniaceae
Source: the annotation of a GenBank genome assembly
AUGCGAUAUCAAUUCGAGCUCGCAGACGUGGAGGUAGAAGCGCUCAAGAAUUCCGUUGCGAAAGAGGCCGGAAUCGCCUCUAUUGGAUUGGUUAACCUGGCAGGAAAGGAGUCAUCACGUGAAAUUGCUAUCUUCUGGGACAUGGAGCUGAAGAAGUAUUCAUCUGAAGUCGGAAUUACUGUCUACUGUUCGCUACAGCGGGUUUUGUCAUUUAACACAUUACCUUCAUCACCCAGAUACUUCUCUUCACAGUAUUCAAACUACUUCAAAAUGUCUACAAGACGAUCAGCUCGGUUGAGUGCAGUAUCCCUCAUCACCGGGAAACCAUCUGAAACUGCAUCCGCUGCUUCUGUGGCAAAAGACGCCAAGGCUAUUGAUGGAGAUGACCCAACAGGAUCUAAGGUUAAAGUCGGCAGGAAGAGAAAGACUGUAUCUCCAGAAGCAUCCGAAUCUUCGUUGACCCCCAUACCUCCCAAGACCAAAAAAAGGAAGGCUGUCCUUCCAGAAGCAUCCGAAACUGAAUUACAUCCCAAAGUUCCCAAGACCAAAAAAGGAAAGGCUGCCCUUCCCGAAGCAUCCGAACCUGAACUACCUCCCAUACUUCCAACCCCAAAGAAGAGGGCAACUGCUACACACAAAUCCUCUAAUUCUCCAUCCACCAAAAAUGCAAGCCCAUCAACCCCAAAGAGAAAAAAGGCAUCCCCCAUCCUUCCGCCUCCAGUGACUCCGACCCCUGCAGCUAUCGGAUCAAUGUCCAGCCCUUAUAAGGACGUCGACGAUAGUAUGCCUCCACCUUCUGUACCCCUUGAUCGUCUCGCUGUUCUAAAUGGGACAAAUGCUCCAUUAGUAACGCCCGAAACUCAUCGACUCAUUGCCAACAAACCUAUGGACGAAGUAUCUCCAUCAAAACCACCCGUAGCCAAAUUCUCAACCUCUGAUAUUUUGGACAAAGCUAUAGAGCACUUGAUCAAAGUUGAGCCCAAGUUAAAGCCAGUUAUUGAAAAGCAUCCAUGUCGAUUAUUUUCUGUUGAGGGAUUAGCUGAGGAGAUAGAGCCUUUUAAGGCGUUGGUCAGUGGAAUCAUAUCGCAGCAGGUCUCCGGUGCGGCGGCCAAAUCCAUCAAAGCUAAAUUUGUGGCACUUUUCAACCCACCUGAUUCAAACCCAUCUACCCACACAUUCCCGACCCCUUCCGCUAUUGUACCUACUGAUAUACCUCACCUCCGCACCGCGGGCCUCUCCCAACGAAAAGCCGAAUACAUCCACGGCCUCGCCCUCAAAUUCACCACUGGUGAGCUAACCACCCCCUUCCUCCUCACCGCAUCUUACGAAGAAGUUCUCGCCUCCCUAAUCCAAGUCCGUGGUCUCGGCAAAUGGAGCGUUGAAAUGUUUGCCUGUUUUGCUCUCAAACGACUAGAUGUUUUCAGUACCGGAGAUCUAGGGAUUCAGAGGGGAAUGGCCGCGCUAGUCGGUAGAGAUGUGGAGAAAUUGAAGAAAGCGGGGAAGGGGGCAAAAGGGGGUGGAAAGUGGAAGUAUAUGGCGGAGAAGGAAAUGGAGGAGAUGGCGGAAAAGUUUAGUCCUUAUAGGUGA